Messenger RNA from Phaethon lepturus (White-tailed tropicbird), 2432 nucleotides. It is a transcript of the gene TFRC, whose product is annotated as transferrin receptor. NCBI's taxonomy places the organism in Eukaryota, Metazoa, Chordata, Aves, Phaethontiformes, Phaethontidae. Bases 1 to 2334 code for a protein of 777 amino acids. The record is from RefSeq and is a predicted model, not a curated record. Gene Ontology annotation, molecular function: transferrin receptor activity. The transcript is spliced from 18 exons. Gene Ontology annotation, biological process: intracellular iron ion homeostasis; transferrin transport. Gene Ontology annotation, cellular component: external side of plasma membrane.
AUGGACCAUGCCAGAGCAGCGAUCUCUAACUUGUUCAGUGGUGAGCCGAUGUCAUACACGCGCUUCAGCAUUGCCCGGCAAACAGAUGGAGACAACAGCCAUGUGGAGAUGAAGCUGUCUGCUGAUGAUGAGGAAGGAGGAGAAAUUGGGAGACCAGAGCACCUGCAUGCCAGCACACCUCCUCCAUGGAGGAGUGGCAAGAACCUCUGCUUCCUAGUCAUAACAGCUGUCCUCCUCCUUUUGAUUGGGUUUCUGAUCGGCUACUUGAGUUAUCGUGGACGAAUGCAGAAGGCUAGCAGGUGUCUAGAUGGAAGUGGCAAGUGUGAGAUGACUCCUACUGCAUCUUACUUAGCGGAUGAUGAUGAAACUGAGGAAGAAGAGGUUCCUGGACCACCUGUCUUCUACUGGCCUGACCUCAGAGCCCUGUUGUCAGAUAAGCUGUCAGCUGGACACCUUCAGGACAGCUUGAGGCAAAGAGCAAAUACAUACUCUUUUGAAGCUGGCCAGAGUGAAGAUGAGAGCAUUGCUAGCUACAUUCAUGACCAGUUUACCAGCUUCCGUUUGGAUGAAGUGUGGAAUGAUGAGCACUACAUUAAGCUGCAGGUCAAAGGCAGUAGCAACAACAAAGUGUCUAUUCUGGAAGAUGGCAAAGAGGAGGAACUGGAGAGUCCUAAUGCAUAUGUGGCAUACAGCAAGAGUGGCUCAGUUGUUGGCAAACCAGUCUAUGUGAACUAUGGACUGAAAGCUGAUUUUCAGAAGAUACAGAAGUGGGGUGUUUCACUGAAUGAAACUAUAAUAAUCUUCAGAGCUGGCAAAAUAACGCUUGCUGAGAAGGUUGCAAAUGCCAAAGAGGCAGGAGCAGUUGGUGCCCUGAUGUACCUGGACCCCUACGAUUACAGGAACACAGAUGCACUUGUCCCCUUUGGACAUGCCCACCUUGGAACUGGAGACCCUUUCACCCCAGGCUUCCCUUCUUUCAACCACACCCAAUUCCCACCAGUGGAAUCUUCUGGACUACCUCGCAUUGCUGUUCAGACUAUCUCUAGCCAAGCAGUAGGCAAGCUGUUCAGCAAAAUGGAUGGAGAGGGAUGUCUUCCAGAGUGGAAAGGUGGGGUCAUGGGAUGUAAGGUGAUGCUGAGCCGCACAAGCAAGAUGACAGUGAAACUGAGCGUGAACAACGUCAUGACGGACAGGAAGAUUCUGAACAUCUUUGGUGCUCUCAAGGGAUUCGAAGAACCAGAUCGGUAUGUUGUGCUCGGAGCCCAGAGAGACUCCUGGGGCCCAGGAGCAGCCAAGGCUGGUGUUGGAACUGCCAUAUUGUUGGAACUUGCCCGUGUCAUCUCAGACAUUGUGAAAAAUGAUGGCUACAAACCAAGGCGCAGCAUCAUCUUCGCUAGCUGGAGUGCAGGAGACUACGGAGCUGUAGGUGCUACUGAAUGGCUGGAGGGGUACUCUGCCACACUGCAUGCCAAAACCUUCACUUACAUUAACUUGGAUGCUGCAGUCCUAGGCUUCAACCACAUGAAGAUUUCUGCUAGCCCAUUGCUGUACACGUUGCUGGAGAGAACUAUGAAGGGGGUGAAGGACCCAACAAAGGAUUCGGGAAGCCUGUAUGACAGAGUUGGCUCUGACUGGGUAAAAACAGUUGUUCCCCUUGGUCUGGAUAAUGCAGCAUUCCCUUUCCUGGCCUACUCGGGAAUCCCGGUGGUUUCCUUUGGUUUCUGCAAUAAAGAUGAGGAAUAUCCCUUCUUGGGCACUACUCAGGACACUGUGGAGAACCUGAAGACGACUGACAAGUUAUAUGCUCUUAUGCGUGCUGCUGCAGAAGUUGCUGGACAAGUAGCUCUCAGGCUGACCCAUGAUCAUGAGCUCUUCCUGGACUUUGAGAGAUACAGUGAUGAACUGCUAGCAUUCCAGGAGAAGUUUUUGCCCUACGAUCGGGAUGUGAAGGCGCUGGGGCUGACCUUGAACUGGCUGUUUUUUGCCCGUGGUGACUUCCAGCGAGCUACAGAUGCACUGAGAAGAGACAUUGCCAACAGUGACCGGGAAAACAGGAUUGUCCGCAGAGCCCUGAAUGACAGGAUCAUGAAGGUGGAGUAUGACUUCCUCUCCCCAUACCUCUCGCCAAAAGAUUCUCCCUUUCGCCACAUCUUCUUUGGCAAAGGCUCCCACACCCUGCAGAGCCUGCUGGAGAACCUGCAGCUACUGAGAACCAGCAGGGACAGCGUGGAUGUGAACAUGCUGAAAGAGCAGCUGGCCCUGGCAACCUGGACCAUUAAAGGGGCUGCCAAUGCCUUAGUGGGUGAUAUCUGGGAUACAGACAACGAAUUCUAGACACGGCAAACACCUGGUUAAGGUACAGGAUUAGGGAAACCCACUCCCUAACAUGGCAUUAUUUUUCUGUAGAUUUUCUGGCAACAAAUCUCUUGACC